Mangifera indica (mango) is the source of this 1200-nucleotide messenger RNA. RefSeq names its product dnaJ homolog subfamily B member 13-like. The coding region runs from base 44 to 1096 and encodes 350 amino acids. NCBI's taxonomy places the organism in Eukaryota, Viridiplantae, Streptophyta, Magnoliopsida, Sapindales, Anacardiaceae. The record is from RefSeq and is a predicted model, not a curated record. Gene Ontology annotation, molecular function: protein-folding chaperone binding. The transcript has 3 exons. Gene Ontology annotation, cellular component: cytosol.
UUGAUCCUUAACCCUCUGCCCACUCGACUUAUCUAAAUUUUUUAUGGGAGAUCAACAUCGAAAUCCCUCUACAGAUGCUUACAGAAUCUUUGGCAUCCCAAAAGCCAUGUGCAAGACUUACAAAUUUGUCACCAAAUGGAAUUAUGAAAAUAAGAGUAGUCCAAGAAAAUCCGACGCCGACGAACGCAAAUUUGAAGAAAAGUUUUCUACCUACAAGCAGGCCCAAGAAGCGGAUAACACAAUGCACCGAGGUUUUGAUUCAAUAGUCAUAGACAACUUACUUUCACGCCAAGCCUCGCUUAGAAAAAGUGCAAGUAGAAGGAGCCACACGCCCUCACCACGAUCAUCCUCUUACGCCAACAUGACUGCUAAUAUGAGUAGGAGGAGCAAAACCCCGCAACGAAGCUUUCUAUCUAGAAGUAACUCUAAAAUGUUGUCAUCAGAAUUUGGUAGCAAUACUGCAGUCGCCCAUCAGAAUCCGAGUAUGUCAAGAAAUUCUAGCCGGCGAAGUCCUAUCAUAUUCUCUCAAACCACUGCUGCUCCGAGGAAACCUCCUCCAAUUGAGAGAAAACUUUCCUGCACACUUGAUGAAUUGUAUCUUGGAUGUGCUAAGAAAAUCAUGAUUAGAAGAGAUAUCGUCUUGGAUAAUGGGAAUGUUUUGGAAGAAGAAGAGACAUUAACGAUAAAACUGAAGCCAGGAUGGAAAGAGGGAACGAAGAUUACAUUUGAAGGAAAGGGGGAUCAGAAACCAGGGUAUUAUCCUGCUGAUAUAAUUUUCCAAAUCGAGGAAAAAAGACAUCCAUUGUACAGAAGGGAAGGAGAUGAUUUAGAGAUAGGAGUUGAGAUUCCAUUGGUUCAGGCUCUCACUGGAUGCUCUCUUUGUGUGCCUCUUUUAGGAGGGAAGUCAAUGCAAUUGACACUAGAUGAUAUCAUUUAUCCAGGCUUUGAACAGAUUAUUCCAGGCCACGGUAUGCCCAAUCCCAAAGAGAAAGGAAAGAGAGGUAAUUUGAGAAUUAGAUUUUUAGUGAACUUUCCUACAGAUUUAACCGAAGAACAACGUUAUGAAGCUUCUAAGAUCUUGGAAGAUUGUUCUUGAUCAAUCACUUAAGUAAUUGUGUGUUUUUAACAUAUUUACCUCUCCUAAUUUUUGUAAAAUAAAGUAAUUUAGAUUAACGUAAAAUCAUAAAAUGUUUUGGCGCA